Messenger RNA from Coccomyxa subellipsoidea C-169, 672 nucleotides. RefSeq lists its product as hypothetical. Lineage: Eukaryota; Viridiplantae; Chlorophyta; Trebouxiophyceae; Coccomyxaceae. The transcript is spliced from 5 exons. Bases 1 to 672 code for a protein of 223 amino acids. The record is from RefSeq and is a predicted model, not a curated record.
AUGGCGAAGAAGACGUAUGUCACCUUCUUGUUCAGCUUCCUGCUGAAAGCAUUUUCUCUGGGAAGCUUCCUUGUGGGCAUCGGCUUCAUCACCUUCGGAUGCGUGCUGCAGAGCCCUCCCAAGAACUUUGUGCCCGGGGCGUUGGUGGCGAUCGGCUGCUUCACUAUUCUGAGCAGCGCGGUGGGCUAUUUUGGCUCGCAGUUCCGUCCAGUCUUUCUGAGCAUCUACCUGAUCGCGGGCACCUUUGCCACCACGCUGCAGCUCAUGCUCGUUCUGGGCAUAUUUGCCGCUCAGGAGAGGGUCGCCGAUGAAAUCGAAAAGGCUGACUCCAUCAGCGGCGUAAAGCACUUUGACAAGGCAUACUUGAUUGAGAAGCUGGAGGUGGGAAAGUGGAUAUUUCUGUGGGUGGUGCUGGCGGAGGGCGGCAGCUUAGUGCUGGCCACCAUCAUGCGGUGCAUGGGAGAGAUGCAGGGCAGGUAUGAGGGGAUGGAGGCGGAGGAGGCGGACCAGCUGCGCGCGAUGGAGAUCCAGAGCAUCAAGGGCGGCCUCGGCAGCCGCGGGGAGGAGCAGGGAUUCGGCAGGUUGGCAGGAAAGAUGAAUAAGAAAUAUGGCAAGCACAGCCAAGUUGACUUCUACGAGGGACAGAGGUGGUACAAUAUCUUCAAUAAAUAG